UCACAUAAAACAUUUUACGCAUUGAGUCAUCCUGCGCCGGUAGACGGUCGCGUUUAGUGGGGUUACUGCUAACCUUUAAUGGAAUAGUAAAGUAGGUGUGCGUAACGUUGAACGUUCGUGUGACGUGCAUUUUCAUCUGAUAACUAAACAAAUAUUACGUCCUGACGUACAAGUUACAAAUUUAAAAAAUGCAAUCGAUCUCUUGUUGCCUUUGUAGAAUUUACGGUAGAGUGGAUUAUUACAACUUUUAAUGUGUUGCAUAUUUUAACCUGCAAAUAGAACAUUGUGUGUAGUAAUCAUUAAUGUUCGUGUUAUCAGCUGUGGUAAAGCCUGACCGCUACUUUAUCAAUUCAUGGCGUUUUUAUGGUGUCGUUCGCACGUGGUGGUUCCCGCUCAUUCGCCGUCCGGCCCGCGCCGGGUGAUGCAAUGUUUGCUUGACGCCGCUCAGUUUUUCAGAAAAAAUAAUUAUGAUUAAAAUCGCGACGCUGUAACCACGUGUUCGGAUACUUAAAGAGUUGAUUUGUUUGUUGAUAAAUUAAACUAUUAAAAUGGCGAAAGUGUCGGCCUCGGAAGGACUGAAACCGAAGGCGAUGGAGGUCGGCGGAGAGUCAGGAGAUGCUGACGGGUCGCGCGAAGGUCUGCACUUGAAGAAGGAGUUGGGCCUGAUUAACGGGGUGGCUAUUAUCGUGGGGGUGAUCGUGGGCUCUGGCAUCUUCGUGUCGCCAAAAAUGGCGUUGAAGUAUGCCGGCUCCAAGGGCAUGGCCCUCAUCGUCUGGAUCCUCUCGGGCUUCCUCUCCAUGAUCGGGGCUCUGUGCUACGGGGAGUUAGGAACAAUGAUCCCCAAGUCCGGGGGAGACUACGCUUACAUUAGCGAGGCCUUCGGGCCUCUCCCGGGCUUCCUGUAUCUGUGGGUGGCGCUCUUCAUCCUCGUGCCCACGGCCAACGCCAUCACGGCCAUCACCUUCGCAGAGAACAUACUGAAGCCCUUGUGGCCGGUCUGCGAAGUUCCCAAGGCCGCCUCCAGCCUUAUAGCUGCAGUCCUUACUUGUUUUCUCACAAUUAUUAACUGCGGUAACGUGAAAUGGGUGACGCGGCUGCAAGACUCGUUCACCGCCGCCAAGGUGCUGGCGCUGCUGCUCAUCUUCUUGGCCAGCCUGGUGCACCUGUUCCACGGCCACACCGAGAACCUCGAGGGCAUGAUGCAAGGAACCAAGACCGGGGCCAGCGAAAUUGCCAUCGCGUUCUACUCGGGCUUGUUCUCGUAUUCAGGAUGGAAUUAUUUAAAUUUCGUGACGGAAGAAUUAAGGGAUCCUUACAAAAACCUCCCCCGUGCCAUCUGCAUAUCGCUGCCCGUCGUGACCGCCGUGUAUGCCCUAACCAACGUGGCAUUCUUCGCCGUCCUCACCAACGCCGAGAUUCUGUCGUCGGACGCCGUGGCCAUCACCUUCAGCGACAAGAUCCUGGGAUCGUGGGGCUGGAUUAUGUCGCUGUUCGUGGCGCUGUGCACGCUUGGCUCGCUGAACGGAGCUAUAUAUGCAUCGUCUCGUCUUUUCUUCGUUGGGGCUCGGGACGGAAACUUGCCGUUGGCGAUAUCGCUCAUUGAUGUGAAGAGGUUAACGCCUGUGCCUUCGCUUUUAUUUAUGUGCCUGGUGACGCUAGUGAUCCUGGUGUGGAACGACGUGGAAGCGCUAGUAGUGGUGGUGACCGCUGUCGAGGCUCUCUUCAUACUGUGCAGCGUCACCGGCCUCCUGUGGCUGCGAUACUCCCGCCCACAGGCCACACGGCCCAUCCGAGUCAGCCUCAUACUGCCCUGCGUCUUCUUUAUUGUCUGCACCUUCCUAGUAAUCCUCUCCUGCUUCGCACACCCGAAGCAACUCGCCAUAGGUCUUUCCUUCACUCUACUCGGCAUACCCGUCUAUUUCAUUUUCAUCAAAUGGCAGAAUAAACCACUCUGGUUCCUCAAGGCAGUACACAGCUUUAACACGGCUACGUCUAAACUCUUCCUCUGUUUACCAGAAGACUCGAAAGAAUUAUGAUCAUUCGAAAAACUGACUGUGUGUGUGAUCUAUUUUUUACGUGCAUUUGUGUUCGUAUUGAACUGUAUUAUUUAUUUUAAGUUAAUGUUGAGCUGUUAUACAAAAAGAUCUGUAGCUACGCUUGUUUAUAUGUUUACUUAGGAUUAAGUAUGUACAUUCCGUCAGUUACAAAUUGACUAAAAUUGCUAAUUCCUGUGCAGUUGUGAACCUAGCUGGUCAUUUUUCAAAUUAGCCUUACUCGUAGAAUUAUGAUCACAUUUUAAAACCUAUCUAUAGGUACCUAUAUAAUUAAGUCGGUAUUAGUUUAAAUACACAUCAGUAAUCUCGUAACGUUUUGGGGGAACACAGUUUAAUUACAGGAAUAUAAUGUAGCCAAUAUUAUUUAUAUUUAUUAAUUAGAGUAAUCGAAUAUGUUACGAGUUAACUGAUGUGUAGUUAAAAUAUACUGAAAUAGGUAACAUCAAUUGUUUAUGUGGUACCUGAUAAAAGAAAAUAAUGCCUACUCUGUAGUGGUAGCUGACUUUUAGUAGGUUCAAUUGCUCUUGGUCGGCCGCGGCUUAACUUGGAAAAUUUUGCGCAAAUGGCAAAAAAGUGGUACAAAAAUUCAUCAAAAAAACCUCAUAGAAAAAUAGAACGAAACUUGUAUGGUAAGGAUAGCCGCCUUUGAGGGCAACAAAAAAAGUGAUCGGCUAAAUCAUACGUUGGCAGGAAUUUGUGGUACCACGUGACAACUACAAUUUACCUCCUCGAAAAAUAGAAUGAAAAGAAAAACGGAUUAUAACAGCAAAAUUAAACUUGUUGACGUAUGUCUUGGUCGGCCUCACCUUAGCUUAGCCUGGCAGUUUUUGCAGUCCGACCACUGAUAUCUUUGCCUUUGCUCAGUAUUAUUCUGACGGCGCUUGAUUUUGAUAUCGCUCUCGUUUUCGAUAUCAACACACCAUACUUGAUGUUUAUUUAACCUGUAUGCGACUUCUUUUUUAGAAUACACUGCAUUAUACUUACAUAACUAUGACCGUGCCCUCAUAUAAGGGCACAUAUUUUAACCAAUGCCUUUAAAAUUGUAAAAUAUUUAUUGAUAACAAUAAGUGUAACAGAGUAGAAUAGCUUGAUUUUGCUGCCAGUAUUUUAAAUAAUAUGAUGCUUAUAUUUGAAGCUACUAUAAAUUUACUGGUGCUAAAAUAUUAAUGCACAGCUAAAUUAUAUUAUUAUAUGCCCAAUGAAAGUUCCUGUUUAAUAUUUUACUUGCCCGGUUAAUAAUAAGCCUUAUAUUUUUAAGUGCCAAUAAAUGUUCUAGCAGGUAAUAAGAAUAAGCAGUUUCAUGAUCACAACCCAGUUCACGCGUAAGGCUAUAUGAAAAUUGUCCUAUAAAAUUAAAUAAUAUAAAUAAACGUAGGAUUACCUAACUUAUGGAAUAAAUUUAGUUGAACAUA
This is a messenger RNA of Cydia splendana, 3466 nucleotides long. It is a transcript of the gene mnd, whose product is annotated as large neutral amino acids transporter small subunit 1. NCBI's taxonomy places the organism in Eukaryota, Metazoa, Arthropoda, Insecta, Lepidoptera, Tortricidae. The record is from RefSeq and is a predicted model, not a curated record. Gene Ontology annotation, biological process: amino acid transmembrane transport. Gene Ontology annotation, cellular component: membrane. The coding region runs from base 549 to 2036 and encodes 495 amino acids. Gene Ontology annotation, molecular function: L-amino acid transmembrane transporter activity. The transcript has 5 exons.